AUGUGUCGGACUAGUAAUCUAAGCAUUGCUGACCUUGCGGUUCAAACCCCGUCAUGGGCAAACCGUUGUUUCUGUGAGCAAGAAACUCUACACUCAUUGCUUAGUACAGUUGCAGAAACAACAACAUCAACGCCACCGACCACGACAACAACAACAUCUCAACCAACAACAACGACAACAGCACCACAACCACCACCACCACCAACAACGACAACAGCACCACAACCAACAACAACGACAACAGCACCACAACCAACAACAACGACAACAGCACCUCAGCCACCAACAACAACAACAGCAGCAGCAUCGGGAGGAUCUGAUGGUUGCGUACCCGGCGAGUUUUGCACAGCGGAACAGUUUUCGACUCUCACGCAACUAUGCGUGAGAGAUAUUGGCUGCCAGAAUUUUUGCAAAUGCAACCAGUUGAUGGAAAAUAGUGUCAUAGUGUACAGAUGGGUGGAAUUUGAAUGUAUGUCGGGACUUUUAUUUAAAGAAUCUCUAGGCCUUUGUGACUGGGCAUAGACACUCCUAUUGCAAUGGAAUUUGUUAAGAAGGUACAAACAUUAAAUUAUGUAUUUUCAUCAAGUUUAUAAGAUUAAGUUCGUAUGACUUCUUUUAAACCAGGAUCAAAAUUCAUUUACAGUAAAGAUUUUAUUUCUGUUAUUUGUGAAAAAUGUUGGUAAUUGACAACAUGAUCCCAGGUAAAGAAAUGAAAAGGAAAAUAGAAUAAAAUUUCAAAUAAACGAUAAAUUCAGAUCUUUUCUGGUUGAAUGUGUAAUCUGCUGCCCUCUUAAUUCAAGUCAAGUUGACGAUAUGUUAGUAAAAAAGUUUUUCCUUUCAUAAUCUACAGCAUUACUAAC
This is a messenger RNA of Ruditapes philippinarum (Manila clam), 860 nucleotides long. Its product is annotated as integumentary mucin C.1-like. Bases 1 to 522 code for a protein of 173 amino acids. Lineage: Eukaryota; Metazoa; Mollusca; Bivalvia; Venerida; Veneridae. The transcript has 3 exons. The record is from RefSeq and is a predicted model, not a curated record.